AUGCCCGAGGCUAUCAGGAUGGCUUUCAAGACAAUAGUGACCUUUUGCGAGCUGCUUCAAUUUGUUUCAGCCGCCACGGACCCAAAUAAUCUUCGUCUCAAGUUCGGUUCGCCAGGCAAAAUCGGCAAUACAUCGAAGGAGUUCGUGAACGCCUUCCCAAUUGGCAAUGGUAGGCUAGGUGGGGCCAUCUACGGCCAGCCCGUUGAAGAGGUCAUCACAAUCAAUGAAGACUCUAUAUGGUCCGGACCAGAAGUAGACCGUAUUAGCAAAAUCGGACUAGGCCAUCUCCCUUCUGUUCAGAGGUCUCUGUUAAAUGGAGAUAUCACCGGGGCUCAACAUGAGGCCAUCGUCAACAUGGUUUCGAACCCGCAGACUGGUCGAAGUUAUGCUUUUCUUGGUGAUGUGGCCCUUCACUUCGACCAUGGCAACUACUCUCACUAUAGCCGGGUUCUGGAUAUGGAGAAUGCGACAGUGUCCAUUUCGUAUGAUGUUGAUGGCGUGGUUUUUGAAAGGACCUUCUUCGCCAGCUACCCCGACAAGGUUAUCAUAGGGAGAAUUACCUCAACUAUGAAGAAAGCGCUUUCGUUCUCUGCACGUUGGAAUCGGCUUGGACUGAACGAAAGCACGCGGAAUGGUUGUGUUUAUAGCAACGGCAAAAACACUGUGACAGUCAAUGCCGAGCCUGUGGACGGCCCUCCUCAUUACGCGGGCCAGAUUUUUGUUACCAGCCCUGAUGGCCAAGUCUCGAUCACCGAAAACAUCAUCUCAGUGGUCAAUGCAAGCGAGGCAACUAUACUAAUAUCGGUGGAGACUGAUUACUGGAAUGAGAAUGCAUCGCCCAACGACCUGGAUCAGCUGGUCUCUUCCCAGGUAGCUAACGCGCACCGCCGAGGCUUCUCGCUACUUCAAAAACGCCAUAUCAGCGACUUCCGUCAAUACUUUGACCGAACAUCGUUAAGUAUUGGUUCUGUCUCGGCCAGCUCGGCUAAGGAUACAAAUCUGAGAUAUGCCGCGUUCAACUCCACCGGCGACCUUGGGCUUGUGGUAAACCUGUUCCAGUUUGGACGAUACUUAUACAUUUCCAGCAGUCGCCCAGGAUCUUUACCGCCAAACCUCGUCGGUAUAUGGAACAACAACGAUGAUCCAGCAUGGGAUGGCGCAUUCACAACAGACCUCAACGUGGAAAUGUUUCAUUGGCAGGCUAAUUUGGUUGGCUUAUCGGACCUUCAGCAACCGCUAUUCGACUUCACCCAGCGGCGUGUGAUGCCUAAUGGUGGUAUCACUGCAAAGGCUCUGUAUAACUGCAGCGGCUGGGUAGCCCACACGAACAACGACCUCUGGGGAGAUACCGCUCCGUGGUACAAUGGCACGACCUGGACCUUCUGGCCCACAGGAGGUGCCUGGCCCAUGGUUCAAGCGUUCGAGCACUAUCGCUUUACCGGGGAUAAAGGCUUCUUGAGGUACCAGGUGUUGCCAAUUUUGACCGGGCUUGUGGAGUUCUUCAACGAUUUUCUCAUCGAAAAAGACGGGUACCUCGUCACCGCGCCUAGUAUUUCGCCAGAAAAUUCGUAUCUCACUCCUGAGAAUGUCACAGGAGGGAUGACCUUUGGUCCGACAUCUGAUAAUCAGAUACUGCGAGAGAUAUACAAAGACUUCCUUCUGGCCUCUGACCUCUUAGGCUCGACAUACCUUGUCGAGCGGGCCAAGACUGUUUUGAGUAAAAUCCGGUCACCCGUUCUGGGUGAUACGUCUGGCCGAAUCCGACAGUGGUGGUAUGCGGAUUUUGAACCAGUUCAAUCCAACGGAGCUAUGAUGGCUCCACUGCUGGCGCUCCAUCCCUUCGCUCAGAUAAAUUACUGGGACUCGCCACCGGAAUGGAUCACGAUGGCGGAGAAGACUAUCGAGUUUUUCCAAUCGGAUCCGUACAGUGUUGUUUCGUGGUGGAACGCAUGGCCCAUCAUUUAUUAUGCAAGACUCCGCAAUGGAAAAAUGGCAUACGACUCGGUCAAGAGGGUUUUGAACAACGUCGCAACUUCUGGGGCGACAUGGACCCUCAACAAUGGAGAGUACCAGAUAGACGGCAAUCUCGGUGCAGUUGCCGGAAUUGCAGAAAUGCUGUUGCAGUCACAGGGACCUGAGUUUAUUUAUCCCAUGUAUAUCCUGCCGGCUCUACCUCAUGAGUGGCCUGAGGGAAGCGUGACCAAUUUGGGUGCCAGGGGAGGCUUUGAGGUCAGCAUCUGGUGGAAAGACGGCCUCUUUAGCCGCGCUGAAAUCCGCUCUAACCUUGGUCGGCCUCUCAACGCUACUGUUGGAAGCCUUGGAGGAUCAGAAUUCACGGUGAAGGGUGCCGGCUUACAGAGUGAAAAAGGCCAUGUCGAGUUUGAUACCACUCAAGGCAAAGUGUACACACUAACACGGGCUUGGUAG
Molecule: messenger RNA, 2427 nt
Organism: Penicillium riverlandense
Lineage: Eukaryota; Fungi; Ascomycota; Eurotiomycetes; Eurotiales; Aspergillaceae
Product: glycoside hydrolase family 95 protein
Exons: 7
Coding region: 1-2427 (808 amino acids)
Biological process (GO): carbohydrate metabolic process
Molecular function (GO): alpha-L-fucosidase activity
Source: RefSeq, a predicted model, not a curated record